AUGAGAAAUCUAACGUUAAUACUUGUUAUAAUUCUUAAUAUUACGUUGUUUUCUACUUUUGUAGUCUCUCAAACAACACCUUCUGCUAGUAACUUUACAUCUGCUGCUAAUAAUGUUACAGGUGUCGCAUGUUUUAUCGUAAAAG
Racocetra persica is the source of this 145-nucleotide messenger RNA. Lineage: Eukaryota; Fungi; Glomeromycota; Glomeromycetes; Diversisporales; Gigasporaceae. The record is from the annotation of a GenBank genome assembly.